Messenger RNA from Danaus chrysippus (African queen), 1821 nucleotides. The record is from the annotation of a GenBank genome assembly. Lineage: Eukaryota; Metazoa; Arthropoda; Insecta; Lepidoptera; Nymphalidae.
AUGGACGACAGGAAUAUGGAUUCAAGCUGUUCUACAUUUACCGAUGUGUCGAGUGACCACUCUAAGAGUAUAAUACACAUAGACGUGGAUUGUUUUUACGCUCAAGUAGAGAUGGUGCAGAAACCAGAACUGCGAUGUUUUCCGCUAGGAAUCCAACAGAAAAACAUCGUUGUAACCAGUAAUUACGAAGCCAGGAAGUACGGUAUACGAAAGUGCAUGCUCGUGUCUGAUGCUUUAAAAGUGUGUCCGAAUUUGAAACUUGUUAACGGCGAAGACUUACACGAUUACAGAGCGGCGUCCAAUAAAAUAUUUACAGUUUUACAAACGUUUAAGUGUCCAGUGGAGAAGUUAGGAAUGGAUGAAAAUUUUAUUGAUGUCACAAAUAUAGUACAAGAAAGAAUAAAAAAUGUUAAUUUAAAAAGCAUCACAGUCUCAGGUCAUUUAUACACCGAGUCCAACACAGAGUGUGUGUGUGGUUGCCAUGCAAGACUGAAAGUAGCAUCACAAAUAGCCUCUGAAAUGAGGCAUAAAAUUUACGACGAAUUAGGUUUUACUACUUGCGCUGGGAUAGCACACAAUAAACUGUUGGCUAAACUUAUAUGUCCUUUAAAUAAGCCUAACGAUCAAACAACUAUUUACCCCGAGCAUGGCGUCAGUUUUAUGUCUACCUUGCAAAGUGUCCGCUCAAUACCAAGUAUAGGUUCCAAAACUACAGAAGCCCUCAUCUCUCAAAAAAUUAUCACUGUGAGGGAUUUACAAGAAGUUUCUAUAGAAGUAUUGAAAAAGCAUUUUAGUUCUGAUAUGGCAGUGAGACUUAAAAACUUAAGUGUGGGUGAAGAUAAUACUCCAAUUAAACAAACAGGCAGGCCUCAGAGUAUAGGUUUAGAAGAUAGCUUUAAGACUGUAAGUGUUAAGAGUGAAGUCGAAGAAAAAUUUCAAGCAUUGCUUCAAAGGCUGUUGAUUCUAGUGAGAGAAGACGGACGCAUUCCAGUAUCACUAAGAGUGACUUUAAGGAAAAAAGAUGUGAAAAGAUUAAGCAGUCACAGAGAGUCGAGACAGUGUCAAGUAUCUCCAUCCAUCUUCACAAUCACCAACGGAACACUCACAGUUACUGAUUCUGGUAGGCAGAAGUUGAUGAGCAUAAUAAUGAGAUUAUUUAACAAAUUAAUUGAUCUAUCAAAACCAUUCCAUUUAACUUUAGUGGGUUUGGCAUUCACAAAGUUCCAGGAGCGCAUGACAGGUAGAGGGUCUAUUGUCAAUUAUUUAAUGAAUGAUAUAUCGGUCCAAUCUGUACUCAAUAUUACAAACGACUGUGAUACUUCAGCUUCUUCUAUGGAUUAUUCAGCUGCAUCACCUAGUAGUAGUACCACCACUGAUCUUUCUGAUGGUGAAGUAGAACCAUCACCUAAGAAACCUAAAAAGGGAACUUGGAUAGCUAAAAGACGUUGCUUAUCAAAGGAAGAAGUUGCAUCUCCUAGUAAACUUAAAGUAGGCGAGUUGAGGCUCAAUUCUAAAGAACUAGAAAAGGUUUCUGAAUUAAGACUAAAUUCCAGAGACAGGUCACUCACCCCUAGAGCGAGUCCCGCAAAGGACAAUCUCUCGGAUACUUCAGAUACUGCAAAGGACUCAGCUGACAGUAAAUGUGACAUUUGUCCUAGUUAUGUAGAUAAGGAAGUCUUCAAUGCUCUCCCUGAAGAAAUGCAACAAGAACUGAAAGCUAUGUGGAAGAAUCCCUCCAGUUCAGGGGUCAGAAGUAGCCCCAGAACAUUGAACAAAGCUAAACCGAACACUCUCUUAAAAUAUUUUGUUCCAAACAAAUAG